Messenger RNA from Eupeodes corollae, 401 nucleotides. RefSeq lists its product as uncharacterized. Bases 108 to 377 code for a protein of 89 amino acids. The record is from RefSeq and is a predicted model, not a curated record. Lineage: Eukaryota; Metazoa; Arthropoda; Insecta; Diptera; Syrphidae. The transcript has 2 exons. Gene Ontology annotation, molecular function: protein binding.
AUAAAAGCAAAUGUCAAAUCCAAGAAUGUCAACAUUCAACACAAACAGUGGAUACAUGUAACAUUACCGUUUCAACGACAAAUAACUUUACCGAAACCUUAUUAAAAAUGAAAUUCACACUUCUUAUUGUUAUUAUUGCUGCUCUGUUCGCUGUUGUUCUUGGAAUCCGGCCGACACCACCAAGAAGGUGUGAUUAUAAAUGCCCAAAACCUGACGUAAAUGUUUGUGCUACAAAUGGAAUUUGUAACAAUGAGUUCCCAAGUCAAUGCCAAUUGGAGAAAUACAACUGUUUGUUCCCUCAGAAGACAUUCAAACAAAUUGAUGAUUAUAAAUGUGCUGAAAAAUCGUUACCUCAGUGUACGCUUGGAGAUUUAUAAAAUAUUUUCUAAUUCUAGUCAAAC